AUUAAGAGAAGAAAGGUGAGACCCCUGUCAUUGGUAUGAACAGUGUUAAAACGGACGAAGCUCUGCAAGACGUUUGGGAAACAAAUCUAAUUCCUGCAGUUGUUCCAGACCAUACGAGCAGUUCGCCACAUGUCAUUUCAGAACAGCCCAGGACGACGCUUUCCUCCUUGCCGGAUGGAACAGCAGCAGCAGAGCUAAAAGGAUCCGUCCACCAUUACACUCGAAGAACUCACCAGCCCAGCAAAAAUCCAGAAGUGUCCGCUCGCUUAGCUGGCGUCGAGGAGGUCGUCAUAUCAUUGGAACAAUCCUUUCUUCACUGUGUGAGCUCUAACGCGACGAAAUAUUUUGUGCGGGACGUGUCCAAAGGAGAGGAGUCAGUAAUUUUUGAAGCGACCCAGGCAGCGUCAACCAUCUGGAAUUUUGGAUCUCUUAGAAAUGUCGUCCUUAGAGCAGACGACGUGCCGUUUGCACGAGUUUGUUUCAAAGAAAAGCAUUAUUGCAUUGAGAGUCUUGUUUUGGCAGUUUACGCACCUCCUGAAUCUCUCAUUGGCACAGUUGAAGAAAGUUCGAGCUGCUUUGUGCUUUCUUCGGAAUUCAUUCUUGGAGAUUCGAAUGGGGACCAUUUGUUUCGGAUAAAUUGUGAUAAAGGAUUCUGCACUUCUCAAUUUUUUGUCACUUCUUUACAAAACCUUGAUGAUUCGAAUGACCAAGUGGCACAAAUCCUUGAAAAAUCCGGCACCAGUAUUAGAGUCAAGUUUGUUGCAAAAAUGAGCAUUACCAGCAAGUUGAUCUUGAUUGGAUUUUGUAUCGGGGCUAUUCAUAAAGGAUUUUGCCAGAACAUGACCGACUCACAAAGUUAAUACUUCAAUCUCUGUUAUAUAAAUAUUUUAUUUUUUAACCGCCAAUUAUGUAUACAUACACUUUCAUCAAAACAACUUGUCAUCAUAAUUAUCUUUGAGAGAAUGAAUGAGAACGACAACCAAUUUAUACAGCUUGACAACUUGAGACUUUCCCAUUUCUGGAAACUCUCUCACAUUGCCUCCGCUCUUCUAAAUCAAUCAAAACGUUUAUAAAUAAUAAAUCAAACAUUACAAAUCGCAA
Messenger RNA from Folsomia candida, 1101 nucleotides. RefSeq lists its product as uncharacterized. The record is from RefSeq and is a predicted model, not a curated record. NCBI's taxonomy places the organism in Eukaryota, Metazoa, Arthropoda, Collembola, Entomobryomorpha, Isotomidae. The transcript has 7 exons. Bases 36 to 860 code for a protein of 274 amino acids.